Molecule: messenger RNA, 882 nt
Organism: Didymella exigua CBS 183.55
Lineage: Eukaryota; Fungi; Ascomycota; Dothideomycetes; Pleosporales; Didymellaceae
Product: S-adenosyl-L-methionine-dependent methyltransferase
Exons: 2
Coding region: 1-882 (293 amino acids)
Source: RefSeq, a predicted model, not a curated record
AUGGACAAGCCUACCUUGUCGCAAGUUGUUCUUGGUCUCCUCGAGCCCUGGCAAUUUAUGCUUGUCGCUUGCUCUUACAUACCUUCGACAAUCUCCCACCUCUAUACCACGUCCAGUCUUACUUCGCUUUUAUCUUGGAACGCCUUUCAGGGCGCCUGGUUCAGCAGAUUUUGGUCUUGGGCGGGGCCGCGCAUUCGUGAAGGCAAUGGGCCUCGAAUCACUGCUCUGCUUGAAGGAAGGGUGACCGGCGCUCAAGUUGUUGAUGAGGUGGUAGGUGAGCCGAUAAGCGGGGUUGUCCUUGAUAUUGGCCCUGGCCUAGGGUACUGGGUCGACCUGUACGCCAGGACAGAUGUACCCCUUGUCAGCGAAGAUGACUCUGUCAGAAGAAGAUAUGGCAAAGGCAAAGGCAUCACGAAGGUCUAUGGAGUCGAGCCAAAUGCGCAAUCACACCCUGGACUUCGCUCGCGCGCCAACGCAGCAGGACUUGAAUACGUGUACGAGAUCCUACCUGUUGGUAUUGAAGAUAUUGCCAAAAAGACGGCGGUGAAGAAGGGCAGUGUGGAUGCUAUUGUCUCGCUGCUCUGUCUUUGCAGCAUACCCGAGCCAGAGAAGAACAUCAAAGAGCUGCACAGCUAUUUGAAGCCUGGAGGCAGAUGGUACCUCUAUGAGCACGUUGCGGUCAAAGGCUACUGGACAAUACAGCUCUACCAACGUUUCGUCAACUCGUUCUGGCCUCAUGCGCUUGGCGGUUGCCAAUUAUGCAGAGACACCGAGAAGUUGCUGCGCGAAGCUGGGUCAUGGUCGAAGAUCGAUAUCGCACAGCCACCUAUUGAGCCCUGGCACGCAGUCGUACCCCAUAUCUUUGGUACAUUGACAAAGUGA